GUGUGUGUGUGUGAAGUAGUUUGUUCCUGAUCUAGCCAGUUCUUCCCUUCUUUCCUUCUCUUUUUCUCUAUUUUUUUCACUGUUUAGAACCACUGUUCACACGCAGCUCAAAGCUCCUCACCAAGAUCCCAACAAUCCCAUCUCUCUCGAUCGCUGAAUUCAAUCCAACACUAUUCAUUUGUACAAUACCUGUCUCUUUAUUUUCCCUCGAAACCCAAAAUUCAGCUAUAAAGUCUCAGUCUUUAUUGAUUCAUACCCAUCUAUAUAUUUUUGUUUCCCAUCAAAUCUCAGAAGAUAGUGAAAAAGGUAUUGCAUUUUAAUGCAUACCCAUUUUUCCAUCCCCUUUCUAUACCUCAAAUUUAGCUCAAAGUUUUGAACUUGAGAUUUGAUUUGCACCACCAUAUGCCCCAUAUCACCAAAAACAAGUAUCGGCUUCAAUAUUGGAUGUGUUGUUAGGAUUGUUAUUAUGGGACCAGAGAAAAGAUGGCUUUUCACUCUCUUCUCUUCAGCAUUCCUUUCACUACUCUUUCUCUUAGUAUAUUCAAUCUCUGCUUUCAGCUCCUCUAAACAGUUUCCUUCUAUAAUUCAUCAUGGAACCCACUACCCUCCUGCUUUUGCCUAUUAUAUAUCGGGCAGCAGAGGGGAUAAGGACCGGAUCCUUAGGCUAUUGCUCGCGGUUUAUCACCCAAGAAACCGUUAUUUAUUGCAUUUGGGCGCUGAAGCAUCAGAUGAGGAGAGAAUGAGGCUUGUUGGGGCUGUAAAUGCAGUGCCUGCAAUUAGGAGUUUUGGGAAUGUGGAUGUUAUAGGGAUGCCCAGUAGGCUUACCUAUAUGGGUUCUUCUAAUCUGGCUGCAAUGUUGCGUGCUGCUGCCAUUUUGUUGAGAAUGGAUGCAGGUUGGACUUGGUUUGUGUCUUUGAGUGCAAUGGAUUAUCCGCUGAUUACUCAGGAUGACUUGGCUCACGUGUUCUCCUGUGUCAGCAGAGACCUCAGUUUCAUAGAUCACACCAGUGAACUUGGGUGGAAAGAAUCUCAGAGAAUUCAGCCUAUUGUAGUUGACCCCGGAAUUUACUUAGCCAGGAGGAGCCAGAUAUUUCACGCUACAGAGAAGCGGCCAACUCCUGAUGGUUUCAAAUUAUUUACAGGUUCCCCAUGGGUCAUCCUGAGCAGACCAUUUCUUGAAUUUUGUAUUCUUGGUUGGGAUAACCUUCCUCGAACCCUUCUUAUGUACUUCAACAAUGUGGUCUUAUCUGAAGAAAGCUAUUUUCACUCUGUCAUUUGCAAUGCACCAGAGUUUAAGAAUACAACUGUAAACAGUGAUCUAAGGUAUAUGGUCUGGGACAAUCCUCCGAAGAUGGAACCCCAUUUUCUUAAUACAUCUGAUUACGAUCUGAUGGUUCAAAGUGGAGUGGCUUUUGCAAGGCAGUUUCAGAGGGAUGACCCUGUGCUAGACAAGGUUGAUGAGAAGAUCCUUAAGCGUGGGCACAAGCGAGCUGCCCCAGGUGCAUGGUGCACCGGCCGUAGAACCUGGUGGAUGGAUCCUUGCUCCCAGUGGGGUGACGUCAAUGUUGUGAAGCCUGGUCCUCAGGCUAAGAAAUUUGAGGAGACCAUUAAAAACCUUCUUGAUGAAUGGAACUCUCAGAUGAAUCAGUGCAAGUGAAAGAUGCACAUAUUAUAGGUUUAUUGUCCGAGACUGGUGCAGUUUUUUUCGCAUCUGAAUUUUGUCUACCACUUCGGAGGAUGACCAUCAAUCGACAUUGAUUGUUUGAUGUUUAGGUCCGUUUAUUGGGCUACUCCCCUCACAGGCUAUGAUAUUGUUUGUAGGAGUGGCAGAGUCGAAGGGAAACAAGUGAAUUUACUUGGAGGUUUUUCUGAAUUGCGUCCUGUCAUGGAACUGGUAAACUGUGCAUCAAUAAGAGGAUCUCCCCCUUUAUGCUGCCAUCGGCACGCCCUUGUAUGUUCAAUCUGUUCUUCAAAAGUUGUAACGGAAGCUCAUUCACUAAAUUCUUAUUUGCUCUCUAUCUCAGUAUGUAUUGGCAAAUGGCAAGAAGGAUUAAACAAGGAAAGCGUAGCUUAUUUUAAUGGAAAAAUGGUUAAAAACAUUUAGAUGGA
Molecule: messenger RNA, 2109 nt
Organism: Populus nigra (black poplar)
Lineage: Eukaryota; Viridiplantae; Streptophyta; Magnoliopsida; Malpighiales; Salicaceae
Product: beta-glucuronosyltransferase GlcAT14A-like
Exons: 4
Coding region: 467-1657 (396 amino acids)
Cellular component (GO): membrane
Molecular function (GO): glucuronosyltransferase activity
Source: RefSeq, a predicted model, not a curated record